CGCUGCAGUAUGUGGCCCCGCCCCUCCCCAUUAACGGCAAAAUGGCGACUGAGAGCUGUGAUGCUGUGAACACGGACUCUGACAUGGAACUGCUCAGUGACGAGGAAUUAGAAAGGGAAGCAGAGGGCUUCAAGGAGCAAGGCAAUGCCUUUUAUAUCAAGAAGGAUUAUGCAGAAGCAUUCAAUUAUUAUACCAAGGCCAUAGACAUGUGUCCGAAGAAUGCAAGUUACUAUGGAAACCGGGCAGCCACGCUAAUGAUGUUGGGUCGGUACAGAGAGGCUUUAGAGGAUUCCCAGCAAGCAGUUCGACUAGAUAACACCUUCAUGAAGGGCCAUCUGCGAGAGGGCAAGUGCCACCUGUCCCUCGGCAAUGCUAUGGCUGCCAGCCGCUGUUUCCAGAGGGUUCUGGAGCUGGAGACUGACAACUGCCAGGCCCAGCAGGAGCUGAAGAAUGCAGAAUCCAUCCUUGAAUAUGAGAGAAUGGCAGAGAUUGGAUUUGAGAAGAGAGACUUCAGGAUGGUUGUUUUUUGCAUGGACCGUGCCUUGGAGUCUGCCCCAGCUUGUCACAGAUUCAAGAUACUGAAGGCAGAGUGCUUAGCCUUGCUGGGACGCUACCCUGAGGCUCAGUCUGUAGCCAGUGAUAUUCUGCGAAUGGACUCCACUAAUGCAGAUGCGCUGUAUGUGCGUGGUCUUUGUCUCUAUUAUGAGGACUGCAUUGAAAAGGCUGUUCAGUUCUUUGUCCAGGCCCUACGAAUGGCUCCAGACCAUGACAAGGCUCGACUCGCAUGCAGAAAUGCCAAAGCACUAAAAGCCAAGAAGGAGGAGGGGAACAAGGCGUUCAAGGAGGGAAACUUUGAGGCAGCCUAUGAGCUGUACUCUGAGGCGCUAACAAUAGACCCCAACAACAUCAAGACUAAUGCCAAGCUGUACUGUAAUAGGGCCACUGUUGGAUCUAAGCUGAAGAAACUAGAACAGGCCAUUGAAGACUGCACGAAGGCCAUUAAACUGGAUGAGACCUACAUCAAGGCCUAUUUACGGAGAGCACAGUGCUAUAUGGACACAGAGCAGUAUGAAGAGGCAGUGAGAGACUAUGAGAAGGUUUACCAGACAGAGAAGACAAAAGAACACAAGCACCUCUUGAAAAAUGCCCAGCUGGAGUUGAAGAAAAGCAAGCGGAAAGAUUACUAUAAAGUGCUUGGAGUGGAUAAAAACGCCACAGAAGAUGAGAUCAAGAAAGCUUACCGCAAACGAGCGCUUUUACAUCACCCAGACCGUCACAGCGGAGCGAGUCCUGAGGUGCAGAAGGAAGAGGAGAAGAAGUUUAAGGAGGUGGGCGAGGCUUUCAGCGUACUUUCAGAUGCAAAGAAGAAGUCUCGCUAUGACAGCGGUCAGGAUCUGGAGGAUGAUGGCAUGAACAUGGGAGAUUUUGAUGCCAACAACAUUUUCAAAGCAUUCUUUGGAGGCCCAGGGGGGUUUAGUUUUGAAGCAUCUGGACCAGGAAAUUUCUUCUUCCAGUUUGGUUAAUUGGAGGAUUCAUCUACCUAAACAGUUACUACAUCAGGACUUUUCAACAAUGUCAACCCCCUGAUCCACCAUCCGUAUUUAAUGACCGACUGAUUGCAAGUCAGAUUCUUGUCUAUGCCAUUGACCGAAUGCAACCCACAUGCAGCAAAUGAUUUAAAGCCCAUAUAGCAAGAACAUCAAGAAGGCUGAGUUGAUAGUGUUACUGGUUUUGGAUUU
Molecule: messenger RNA, 1739 nt
Organism: Micropterus salmoides (largemouth bass)
Lineage: Eukaryota; Metazoa; Chordata; Actinopteri; Centrarchiformes; Centrarchidae
Gene: dnajc7
Product: DnaJ (Hsp40) homolog, subfamily C, member 7
Exons: 14
Coding region: 42-1523 (493 amino acids)
Molecular function (GO): protein binding
Source: RefSeq, a predicted model, not a curated record